AUGGCAGGAUGGCGCGGCAAAGCAGCUUCGGCAAUUUGCGCUUGCGGCUGCAAGGAUGUGGAGAUCACGGGGUCAUGUGGUGGCUGUUCUGCAAUUCCAGCAGCUGAAGGUGGCUGCAAGGCACUAGGAGACGACUGCAAGGCGUGGCAGCCACGAUUUCGUGCGGUUGCGUUGAGGUUUCCACCAUGA
Prunus armeniaca (apricot) is the source of this 189-nucleotide messenger RNA. Lineage: Eukaryota; Viridiplantae; Streptophyta; Magnoliopsida; Rosales; Rosaceae. The record is from the annotation of a GenBank genome assembly.